Erigeron canadensis is the source of this 1219-nucleotide messenger RNA. Its product is annotated as E3 ubiquitin-protein ligase At3g02290-like. Gene Ontology annotation, molecular function: ubiquitin-protein transferase activity. Lineage: Eukaryota; Viridiplantae; Streptophyta; Magnoliopsida; Asterales; Asteraceae. The transcript has 5 exons. Bases 355 to 1050 code for a protein of 231 amino acids. The record is from RefSeq and is a predicted model, not a curated record.
AUGAAAUGGAAGAAUAUUGAUUGAUUACCGCGUAGUCUUCUUUCUCGCCGAAAAAUCCAACACAAAAUUACUCUUUUAACAAUUUGCCGUAUUAUCAAAUUAUAUAUACGCAUAUACAAACAAUACAUAUACAAUUCCAUCACAUCAAAAUUUUCCAAUUUUGUGGUUUUCUGUUCAUAAUCAUUAAAACCCCUCACUCUCUUUAAGGUGUAUAGGUGAUUUGAUUUAGUACCCAUUUGAGUAAUUCGAGUGUAGGUAGAGAGGGUGUAUUUGGUUCGCAGAGCCAUAUCAACGUCUGCGAGCCUUGAGUACUCUCUUAGUUGAUAGUAGUUGAGCUACAUUAAAGUUAUCAUCAUGGGUGGUGUUUGCUGCUGCUUGCAUUAUGACUGUGAAGAUUAUGUUAAUCCCAAUAGUUCGGUGUACAGGAACUGCAUUUGUCUUAGAUGCUUUCUUCAGAAUUUCUUAUAUAUGUACACGUCGUUAUUCCAAAGAGGGGAAGAACAAACUCGGCUUCCAAGCCCUUCAUCCAUUCAAGGGACAGCGUCUUUUAGCUCAUCAGCAUCACUUGAUAACUCGUUAUCUGGAGUGUACCGGUCUCCUCCAAGACCAUUGCCGUAUGAUGUUGACCCUAGGUAUAUUCGUCUGCAAAGAGAUGGUCUGGUUUUAAGAAGGGAGAAAGGGUCAAGCCGUUCACAGGAGGAAGGUGAAUCUUUAAGAGGAAGUGAUAGUGAUACGGAGACAGAUCUGUUAUGUGCUGGAAGCAAAUGGAAUAGCUCAACAUGUGAAGACGGAACAAAAGGGUUACAAACGAAGUAUUCUACCAAGCUUUCGACCCCGAAAGAGACAUCUGGAUUUGCACAUAUUUUUGCUUCAUCGGAAGAUGAAGAUGUUUGUCCAACAUGUCUUGAAGAGUAUACUGUAGAAAACCCUAAGAUAAUUACAAAGUGCUUGCAUCAUUAUCACCUUGGUUGUAUAUAUGAGUGGAUGGAAAGAAGUGAACGCUGCCCUGUUUGUGGCAAGGUGAUGGCAUUUGAUGAGGAGACUGUUUAGGCCUAACGUGAAGUGUUCUUGCUGAAAUGAGAACCGGAAAGAAAUGAAUACGGUAAAGAAACAAAGAAAACACAUUGUAAAUUCAUUGUGAAUACCCGCAUGUUACAAGUGUUCUAUCGUGUAAUGGAUAAGUGUUCAAUAUAAGCUGUCACAUGCUUCAUUUUUCUUA